Messenger RNA from Rhea pennata, 4195 nucleotides. It is a transcript of the gene PAK6, whose product is annotated as p21 (RAC1) activated kinase 6. Bases 4 to 2007 code for a protein of 667 amino acids. Gene Ontology annotation, cellular component: cytoplasm. Gene Ontology annotation, biological process: intracellular signal transduction; protein phosphorylation; regulation of MAPK cascade. The record is from RefSeq and is a predicted model, not a curated record. NCBI's taxonomy places the organism in Eukaryota, Metazoa, Chordata, Aves, Rheiformes, Rheidae. Gene Ontology annotation, molecular function: protein serine/threonine kinase activity; ATP binding. The transcript has 8 exons.
AUCAUGUUCCGCAAGAGGAAGAAGAAACGCCCUGAGAUCUCAGCUCCACAGAACUUUGAGCAUCGGGUCCACACUUCAUUUGACCCCAAGGAGGGCAAAUUUGUGGGCCUUCCACCUCAAUGGCAGAAUAUUUUAGACACGCUGAGGCGGCCAAAGCCAGUGGUAGACCCUUCAAGGAUCACCCGGUUGCAACUCCAGCCUAUGAAGACUGUGGUGAGGGGCAGCACUGUGGAAGUGGAAGGCUAUAUCUCUGGGAUACUCAACGAUAUUCAGAAGCUUUCUGCCAUCAGUUCCAACACUCUAAGGGGAAGGAGCCCAACCAGCAGGAGGAGAGCUCAGUCACUUGGGCUCUUGGGGGAAGACAGAUCCCCGGACAUGUAUCUUCAGAGCCCAGACGUAGACUGGGCAGACAAACAUGGAAACUACCUCAAUUGCAAUGGUGGAACCAAGAUAACCCGGAGGCAGACUAUGUGGCCAGAUUAUAAACCCAGGUUGGAUGGACAGUCUCAUCCCAAUGGUAUGGUAAUGAAAGCUCAGUCCCUUGGGCCUUCAGAGUUUCAAGGUACUGACAGUAGCUGCAGCCAACGUGCCUCCGGUUUGCAGCAUGCACCAACUCUACUAGGGGAGAGUGAUAAGCCUGGAAAAAAGAGCUCGGAAGACUGCUGGCCUCAAUCUUGUCUAGUGGGACAAGCAAACUCCAGGCCCUCAGGAGAGGGCAGUCCAAGCUCCAAAUCGAGGGAAAACAGCUUGAAAAGAAGGCUAUUACGAAGCAUGUUCUCUUCAUCCAGUGGCUCAAACAAGUUGGGCCCUUCCCUGCAGAUAAAGCCUAAUGCUUUCUUCAGGCCCCAGCAGUGGGGUUCACCAUGCAGCCCUGCAGCCAAAGCCCAGUCCCUUCCAUCUGAUCAGCCUGCACCCAAUUUCUCCAUGAUGAUCUCAGAAGCUGGAACCCCCCAGAAAUCACCAACAGCGGAGAAGACAAUUGCAUUGCCACAAGGCAGACCAUCACCAGCAGGGUCUCCAAGAAACCGACAAACUCAGACUAGUUCUAGCAAUCUUCACCUUCCCCAGGACUCUUCUGCGAAAGGGCAGCUGGCUAGUGAGGACCCAGUGGUUGUAACUCACGAGCAGUUCAAAGCUGCCCUCAGGAUGGUAGUGGACCAAGGGGACCCCCGGACAUUGCUGGAGAACUACAUGAAGAUCGGUGAAGGGUCCACAGGCAUUGUCUGUAUUGCUCGAGAGAAGCACUCAGGGCGGCAGGUGGCAGUGAAAAUGAUGGAUCUGAGAAAGCAGCAGCGCCGGGAACUCCUUUUUAAUGAGGUAGUGAUAAUGAGGGACUACCAACAUGUCAACGUAGUGGAGAUGUACAAGAGCUACCUAGUGGGAGAGGAGCUCUGGGUGCUGAUGGAAUUUCUGCAGGGAGGAGCCCUUACAGACAUCGUGUCUCAGAUCAGGCUGAAUGAGGAGCAAAUUGCAACAGUGUGUGAAUCAGUGCUGCAGGCUCUUGCGUAUCUUCACUCUCAGGGGGUCAUUCACCGAGACAUUAAAAGUGACUCUAUUCUUCUGACCCUAGAUGGAAGAGUGAAACUCUCAGAUUUUGGGUUCUGUGCUCAGAUCAGUAAAGAUGUACCUAAAAGAAAGUCCCUAGUAGGAACUCCCUACUGGAUGGCUCCGGAAGUUAUUGCAAGGAUACCAUACACUACUGAAGUGGAUAUCUGGUCGCUGGGGAUCAUGGUGAUAGAGAUGGUAGAUGGGGAACCCCCUUAUUUUAGUGAUUCUCCGGUCCAGGCAAUGAAGAGACUCCGUGACAGCCCUCCUCCCAGACUGAAAAACUUCCACAGGACUUCCCCAGUGCUGAGAGACUUCUUGGAAAGGAUGUUGACACGGGAUCCUCUAGGAAGAGCAACAGCACAAGAACUCCUGGAUCACCCUUUUCUGCUCCAGACAGGACUUCCAGAGUGCCUGGUCCCCCUUAUCCAACAAUACAGAAAACGUACUUCUACCUGCUGACUUUGCAUAAGGGAAAAUGCAAGGAAAAAGUAAUUUUAGUAAUAAACCAACAGACCAGGUUCUUAUGAGACAGAUCUCAUCCUAUGAAUGGUGCUUGGGACUUGUCAGUGAUCCUUUUAGAAGAUGAAUGUGAAUACUCUCCUUGCAGCCCCAGCCUUUUGUGGCAUUUCUUUUGCUGAAGACAAUCAAUACAUGCCUGAUCCAAGUAAGACCAAGUAUGUCUCCAGAACAAAGCAGGCAUUUCAUGACUUCUGGAUUGCUUCUUCUGAAGAAUGGCUUUUUUAAACAGGGUCUGAUGUUGUCUACCUGAAUGUCUGCAAGUUCCUUCAAACCUUGGCUGCUGGCUACUGAACUGGAACUUUAUUUCCCCAUGAGAAAUGUGAUUUUUGUUCUAUUAGUUGUACACUGGAUUCUUGAGCUGACUCAAACAUACAUUUUUGGGGCAGAAGGCCCCUUUAAACUCUCAAUCAAUGCACAAAGACUUCACAAAUUUUUUCUCUGAGACUUUUUCACAGAUUUUAUCUCUUUCUGCUAAUAUAAACCUAGAAAAUUGUACAUAUUUUCCUGGGAAGCAGAUGUGAUAUAUAUUUGUUUUUGGAUAGUUCUCCUGCAUCAACCUGCUUCUUUUUUUUGCUGGGGAAUAUGUAUGGUUUAGUGACAAGACUAACACGUGGUCAAUCUUCAAUCCAUUUCAUGAUCUUAAACUUUUGGAGGAGAAACCCUUGGAUACAGGCUUUAAAAGGGACUCUGAAGACCAUUAUUCCUGCCAACAGAAUCUUGUUGUUGCAAAUUCACCAUAUGCAAAACCUCCAGUGCUAGCUGAAAUGGGAGGGAGAUGGUGUGCUCAACAAGGAGAGUCUAUGACAGCUUGUUCCUGUAUUUUGGUUUCCAAACUGCUCUCUUCCCCUUGCAGGCCCCUGUCUGCCUUUCUCCCAGAAGAGGCAGACAAAUGCUGCUCUGAGGUGGUUGUUGGGUAGCACUUGGGGAUGCUCUAGGAGACUGAACUAAAAAAAAUCCAGCUGUCCUGUGUAUCCCAGGGUAGAUUUUUGUUUGCAUGAUGAGACUAUUCAGUUGCCCUCUAUCUCUGUUGUUUGCUACUACGAAACAUGGGGAGAAGGGAAACUUUUGAUGUAUGUUUUGUUAUUGGUAUGGCCUUCCUCCCUCUGCCCCAAUCCCUUUGAUGGUAUGUUCACAAGGUGACUUGUUCUCUAAGCAGCUCUUUCAAAUAUUUUUAAUGGCUUUAGAUAUUUUGUAUGAUAAUUUUUUUGAUCAGUGAGAUAGAUAGUCAAGGUCACUGGAUCUGGGUCAGGAUGUAGCAUUGUACAGUAAUGAUGUGUAUUGUUGUGAGGUCUCAAGAAUAUGGUCUUAUAUGUGAAACUGAGAUCCCAUUUUGAAACUGAAAUGCAAAUUUAUUGGAAUUUAAAUUGUUCUUAGGACAGACUUACUGGUUCAGAAAAACUAACCUCAUAACUGCAUCUUCUUCAGAAGAUGUUAAAAAUCCCUAUCCUCUGCUAUUCACUCCAGUUAUUUACUCCAGUUAAACCCCUGCUUCAAAAUUGAAGCCUCAGUUAAUUACUUGAAGUAAUUUGGGAUGGAAUUCAUCAGCUCUGAUGUUGGCCAUGUGAAUGGUGGCCAUUAAGUCUACUAAGCAUAUAGGUUGCCUCUGUAGACCAUGGUGAAAGAGAAACACCUUCAGGGGGUGAUUAAUCUCCAAUUUCUUAAAUAAAUUCUGUAGGAUGAAAUCACUGUCUCUUGAUACCUCUCUGCCUAUGGACAAUAGAGGGAUCAUUGGUGAUUUGCCUACAUUAGAUGCCUAAGGCUGAUGAAGUUGGUUGAAAUGAAUUCCUUUAGCUCCUCCUUGGCUGCACUGGAAAAAUUUUGAUGUAAAAUGUUUCUGUAUUCCAGAUAUACUGCUUUUUUAUGCAAAAGAGCAGGACUUUAAAAGAAAGGUUUAUAAUUUGAAACAAAUGUUCCUGCUCAUCUGUAGUUGUGAAUCCUUUGCACUUGUGUUUUAAAUUAAAGUAGAUCUUGAUUUAUUCAUAAGCCUGUUGCAAUGAGAGCCUGAGAUCCUUUUAAAUGUGUCUGUAGUAAUUGAAGCCUCAGUUAAUUACUUGAAGUAAUUUGGAAUUGAAUUCAUUAGCACUAAUGCCGGUCAUAUAAAUGGUGGCCACUACGUCUGCUAAGCCCA